Molecule: messenger RNA, 1251 nt
Organism: Danio rerio (zebrafish)
Lineage: Eukaryota; Metazoa; Chordata; Actinopteri; Cypriniformes; Danionidae
Source: RefSeq, a predicted model, not a curated record
UCAUCUCCCUCUGCAGAAUCGCCUCUUUCUGACAAACUCUCUGCUGUAAUUAUUCCAGGAAACGUUGAGCGUCGCUGCAGCACAUUAAGAUGUCAGACUUAGAGAACUGCCUGGGAACCAUCAUUGAAGUCUUCCACAAAUACUCGUCGAAAGAAGGAGACAAGUACAAAUUAAAAAAGAGUGAACUCAAGGAGCUGCUCACGCAUGAGUUUCCAACUCUCACUGAGCAAGUGAAAGACCAAGCUACAAUGGACAGUUUGAUGGAAAGUUUGGACACCGAUGGCGACUCGGAGUGUGAUUUCCAGGAGUUCAUGACCUUCGUCACCAUGGUUACCAUCUGUUGCCAUGAGUUUUUCGAACACCAUGAAGACGAAUGAGUCUAAAUAAAAGAAAGUAGUUUUCGUAGUUUAAUGAGUCUCAAUACAUUUCUUCAGUAAACUUUACUUCGUUCUCAUCGCAUUAGGAUUGUUUUAUUGUUGUUGUUUGUUUGGACAGAAUGUACAUGCAGCUUGUCUGACAAUUUAGCUUAUUUCUGCUAGACUCGAAAAUCAGUUCGUAAUUUAUUACAAAGCAUGCUUCUAUUAUUUUGGCUAGACAUUUGUUUCAAGACAUGGCCAUCAUAAAUCUCAUCGAGUGGAAUGCGGAUCCAGGUGUUUUACUCUUGUCAUUUCAAUUCCAGGCUGAUUGUGAAAUGUUUUUUUUCUUUUGAUUAGCUUCAGACUAUUAGGCUGCUAUUGACUUUUGUCAGAUUGUUCCGGGGCCUUAGACAAAUCACACUGUGCUUUAAAAAGACCCACCAAAGCGAAUUAUUCUUCUGAGCAUCUUGUAUGAUGUUUAUGACCAUCCAUAAAUGAUGUAGAUUUGCAAAUCAAUCCCAUACGAACUGUUAGAAUGAAUGUUUAUUAUGUCUUGAAUGCCCUAUUAUUUGUGUGUUUUCAACUGUAACCUACGCUUAUAGUCAGUGUUUCGAAUCUUCUGCCUUUUUCAUGAAAGAAAUAAGAUUUAAAAAUAAAUGUGUUUGCCACAGUUUAUAUAUAUAUAUAUAUAUAUAUAUAUAUAUAUAUAUAUAUAUAUAUAUAUAUAUAUAUAUAUAUAUAUAAGAACAAUUUACACCAAAAUCCAAAUGAAUAAAGACCUACAAUGAAUGUUUCUUUAAAAGGUCAAUCAAAAAGUGAACAAAUUGCAGAAGCCAAACUCUUAAAAUUCUGGAAUGAAAACUAGCUCAAGAAAAUAAAGAACAGAUGACAUUCA